CACUUGUUCGGUUUCGGCGGUCCCCACGACACGUCGUCGCCCUCUCGUUUCCAGAAGCAGCCGCGAGCUUCCACUGCCUUCUUCCCGUGCCUUUUCUCGAGCGAUCCGUUCUGUCCGACCACCACAGCGAGCAAGAGAGAGAGAGAGAGAGAGAGAGAGAGAGAGAGCAACUGAGCAAGAGAGUGGACGGCGAAGGCGACGAUGAGGGGGUGGCGAGAGGAGGUGGAGGUGGUGGCUCUGUCGCUGCGGGGCUACGGCUACGGCAACGAGGAGGAUGACCGGCCGGAGAAGCCGCGGCGUUACGGGGUGACGGAGAUGCGGAGCCCCUUCUACUCCUUCCGCCCCGCAAACCAGGCGCUCCAGGAAAUAUUGGAUUCUCUUGGUCCAUUUGUUGAUGGUUUGAAGUUUUCUGGAGGAUGCCAUAGUUUGAUGGGAAAGGAUUUGGUUAGAGAGAUCACUGAUCUAGCACACAAGCAUGACAUUUAUGUGAGCACAGGUGAUUGGGCAGAGCAUUUGCUGCGUCAAGGACCCUCUUCUUUCAAGCAAUAUGUAGAGGAAUGCAAGGCCUUAGGGUUUGACACAAUUGAGCUGAAUCCUGGAUCUCUCAACCUCCCUGAAGAAGCUCUGUUGAGACUAGUGCGCCUCAUCAAGAGUAGUGGUUUGAGGGCAAAGCCAAUGUUUUCAGUGAAGUUUGACAGUUCUGAUAUUCCUGCAUCUGGUGAUAGGGCCUUUGGGGCGUACAUAGCUCCGGUCAAGGAGAAGACCUCAGAAAGAGUUGAAGAUGUUGACCUGCUGAUUAGGAGGGCAGAGAGAUGCUUGGAAGCAGGCGCAGAUAUGAUCAUGAUCGACGCCGAUGAUGUUUGCCAGCAUGCUGAAUCUCUGAGGACAGACAUCAUUGCCAAGAUUGUAGGCCGGCUCGGACUUGAUAAGACCAUGUUUGAAGCUUCCAAUCCCAAAACCUCAGAGUGGUUUGUCAGACGAUAUGGCCCAAGGGUAAAUCUCUUCGUUGACCACUCCGAUGUGAUGAAUCUGGAGCGCCUCCGGGGCUUCAACAUGCUCAGAAGCAACUUGGGCUCCCAUGUUGCCUCGCCGUUCUUCCUGAUGUAAUGGGUUAAUGAUCGUUCCCGUAUCCUGAGCUGUGACAAGCUAAGUUUCUACAUGGACUUGUGAGCCUCGCACAGCUUGCUAUGGCCUCCAUGUAACCACCAUCGAGCAGGCAUCUGUUAUGUUAUGAGUAACGCUACUGUAAUAAUCAGCUCUGUGGUGUAAGUAGUGUAUGGGCGUUUGUGUUCAUUGCAUCAAUGAGCCAGAUUCUUGGAUUCAUGGUUGUGCGGUUGUAUGCGUGUGAAUAUCGGCAUUUUCUGUUUUUCGAGCAUGAGAGCACGUCUCUGCAUGAACUUCGGUUAUUUACUGGUUUCAAAAGCAGGACACAGGUGUACAAUAGUGAAAAUAGUUUUCCA
Molecule: messenger RNA, 1460 nt
Organism: Sorghum bicolor (sorghum)
Lineage: Eukaryota; Viridiplantae; Streptophyta; Magnoliopsida; Poales; Poaceae
Product: protein HEAT-STRESS-ASSOCIATED 32
Exons: 5
Coding region: 202-1107 (301 amino acids)
Source: RefSeq, a predicted model, not a curated record